Messenger RNA from Papilio machaon (common yellow swallowtail), 2291 nucleotides. It is a transcript of the gene tos, whose product is annotated as exonuclease 1. Gene Ontology annotation, molecular function: 5'-flap endonuclease activity; 5'-3' DNA exonuclease activity; DNA binding. The transcript is spliced from 11 exons. Gene Ontology annotation, biological process: DNA recombination; mismatch repair. Lineage: Eukaryota; Metazoa; Arthropoda; Insecta; Lepidoptera; Papilionidae. The record is from RefSeq and is a predicted model, not a curated record. Bases 136 to 2247 code for a protein of 703 amino acids. Gene Ontology annotation, cellular component: nucleus.
UUUCAGCUGUUUAGUAUUUCUAUGAGUAUUUAGAUUAUUUUUUAUGAUAGGAUACUAAAUAACUUGACAUAAGAAUGCCCUAAAAGUGCCGAAAUAUAUUUUGAUUCUUUGGAUCAAGUGCUGUAGUUCACAGACAUGGGUAUUACAGGAUUAAUACCAUUUCUGGAGAAAGCCUCCAGAAGGGCAAAUGUAGGCGAAUUCAAUGGAUGUACAGUUGCAAUAGAUUCAUAUUGUUGGUUGCAUAAAGGUGCAUUUGCUUGCGCCGAUAAACUUGUGCAAGGAUUAGAGACAGACAUUUAUGUAAAGUACUGUUUGAAGUAUGUAACAAUGUUAAUAUCAAAAAAUAUAAAGCCCAUAAUGGUGUUUGAUGGUCGUCAUCUCCCCGCAAAAGCCAUGACGGAAUUGAAGAGAAGAGAAUCUCGACAGUUAUCCAAGAAGAGAGCAGCUGAAUUGUUAAGUUUGGGACAGAUGGAGGAAGCUCGUUCGUACAUGCGUCGUAGUGUAGACGUGACACAUGAGAUGGCGCUGGCUCUCAUCAAAGAGUGCAGGAACCGCAACGUGGACUGUAUUGUAGCACCCUAUGAGGCAGACGCACAACUUGCCUACCUCAAUAUAAAUAAUAUAGCACAAUUAGUUAUUACUGAGGAUUCUGAUUUGAUAUUGUUUGGCUGUACUAAGGUACUUUUCAAAAUGGAUCUUGACGGAACUGGAACUCUGGUGGAAACAGUUAAACUACCUUUAGUUAUGAAAUGUGCAAUAGAAAGUUAUACAUUUGAUAAAUUCAGACAGAUGUGCAUUAUGUCUGGAUGUGAUUAUUUAGCAUCAUUACCCGGUAUUGGUUUGGCUAAAGCGAGACAAUUCGUUGUUGCGACGCAGGACCCCAAUUUUGCUAAUGCUCUAAGAAAGUUACCGAGUUUCUUUAAUCGAUUGAAUUUAGUCGUAACGGAUGAGUAUAGAGAAAAUUUCCUAAAAGCUGAGGCUACAUUCAAGCAUCAAUAUGUUUACGAUCCUUUAGAAAGGCGGAUGGUUCGAUUAACUGAGAUUGAUGACGAAGAUUUGGGGAAAGCAUUAUGUGUUAAUGCGGGAGAAUUGUUAGACCCUAAAAUAGCUUACCAGCUGGCACUUGGUAAUUUGGACCCUUUCAGUUUGAAGAAGAUGGACGAUUGGGACCCUGAUAACAGGCAAAAUGAGAAAUAUAAUAUAAAAACAUCAGGUUGGAAUGAAAAACCUUCAAAUCAUCCGAGUAUAUGGAAUGAAGGGUAUAGACAAUAUUUAAAAGAUCCAACACCAUGGUUGAAAAAGAUUAAAAAGGUAGAACCUAUUAUAGCCAUACCACAGACAAGGGUAAAAAAGAAAAUUGUUAAUUUAGUUAGUAAAUAUGUACCGGAAACACAAGAUAUAAGUUUAACUAUUGAAUCGUUAAAUAGUAUGUAUUGUGUUGAACCGUCAGCAAAAAAACAAAAAAAUAAUAUCAGUUCCGAUACUGAGAUAGAAACAGAAAGUCAAAAAAUACACAACAUAGCUCUUACAGAAGAUGAAAUAUUAGAUGAAAAAUUGGAAAAAAAUAAAAAAUCACCGAUAAUAGAAAACAGAAAGAGAUUUAAUAGAAAAUUCUUAAAUAAUAGCAGUUUUUCAGUUUUAAAACGAUUAAGUAAAUUUCCAAGGACAAUAUUAGGUGAUAAUGUUAUUGAAAGCAAAUUUUUUACUACAUCUAGUAUUGAAAAUAAUAUAAAAGAUACUACAUUAGAAGAAUCAACAAAAUCAGAAAAUGGAGAAAAAAAUCAAACUGAUUUAUUUAAUAAUGCAAUAGAAAUAGACACACAAUGUUCAGAAAUACCGAAUACUUUAAAAGAAAAUUCUCAAUUUUCUAAUACUAUCGAAUGUAAGAAAAGUCCAAUUUUAGAGCCGAAGUACAAGAAUAGAAAUCCAUUUAAAAAAAAAGAAGAAUCUCAACUUAGUAGCAGUUUAAGUGACGAUUCUGUGAUAGAUAAUACAUAUCCAAUGGAAAAUUUAGUGACACCGGUCGAUACACAGGAAUCUUUUGGCGAUUCUCAACCGCAAAUAUCUUCGCCAAUAAGUCUAGAUAAAUACAGAGUAAAUACUAAAGAAACACGAAAUGGUGUUAAUGGUAUAAAGAAAUCAAGUUGUAAAGUAUCUGGACUGAAGCGGACAACAUCAUUACCGAGUAAUCAGCCAACUUUGUUGAGCAAGUUUGGCUUUCAGAAGAAACCAGUGUUGAAAAAAUAGACUUAAGUUUUAAUAACAUUUUAAUUGAUGUUUAAUGAUAAAUA